Messenger RNA from Trametes versicolor FP-101664 SS1, 1265 nucleotides. RefSeq lists its product as uncharacterized. The record is from RefSeq and is a predicted model, not a curated record. Bases 112 to 960 code for a protein of 282 amino acids. The transcript has 2 exons. Lineage: Eukaryota; Fungi; Basidiomycota; Agaricomycetes; Polyporales; Polyporaceae.
AAAGGCUUUAAGCCCUCGAUACCCUUUAAUGACCUCCGGACGACCUCUCGACUUUUCUGCUGCCGCCACACUGUCCUCCAGCUGCCCUUCAAGCCGUAUAUCGCAUUUGUCAUGGCCCAGUCGCUCAGAGCAUCGCCUCCUCUGCCCGAGUGCAACGACGUGCUUCUGACGCGCGACACCCUCCUCAAUGUCCUGCACGACCUCUCCACCCGCCUUCUCCGCUACUUUGGCGCCCCUGUACGUCUCGUCGUGCACGGCGGUGCCGUCAUGGUCCUCCACCCGCAGCUCGCAUGCCGCGACUCGACCCGUGACGUCGACUACCUCCACCGCGCGUUCGAGACCGAGUGGAUGUCCCGCGGCGUGCUCGAUGCGGGCGCCCGCCUCCGAAAAUGCAUCCGCGGGACCGCGCGAGCCUUCAAGCUCGGCGCGGACUGGAUGAACGCCUGCGCGGACGUCGCGCUGCCCAUGUCUGUCGACUCUGUCUACCACAGGCCGUACGACCCCGUCUACGUCGAUGCGACGAGCGAGGACAACCUGCGCAUGAACACGAUCUUCACCGCGCCCGGGCUGGUGCUCAUCGGCGUGAGCUUCUCGUGGGCGGUCGCCCUCAAGCUCGUGCGCUACCAAAAGCACGACCCGCAGGACAUUGCGAACAUCCUGCGGCUCGGGCACCGGCUGCGCAAGGUGCACUGGACGCGCUCGCUGCUCGAGUCGUGGAUCAUGUCCAACUGCAGCCCGAUGUCGCCCAGCCUGUACUCCCCAUGGCAGGUCGAGGCGACGCGGCAGAAGAUGCGUCACGCGAUUGGCCUUGCGUUCCCCCAGCCUAAGCCGCAGCCCCAACCCGUCUUUCAACAGCCCGCGUUCACGCAACCCGUCUUCUCGCAGCCGUUCCCCCAGCCGCCGUUCCCCCAGCCCCAGGAUCACCCGGGCUUCCGCCGUCCCGUCGCAUGGGUUUAUUAGUGUGCUUAUGAGUCCCCCCGUCCUUCGUCCUUUAGAGUGCGUAUUCCUCGGUUGGUUGGUGGGUCCCCAGUCUGCUGUCUCUGCUUGCUGUAUCGUUAUGUCUCUUCGUUGCUUUCGGUUUCUGUGCUCUCAUCUCACCUGAUAUGUUUACUUCCCUGGAGGAACUCGGACUACUACUACCGGUAUCCAGCCCUUACAUUACUACGUUACUGCGUUUACAGCUUACUACGGACUUCUAUUUCGUACGCGUAGGCACCCUCACGACCCUCACGAUCCCCUCACGAAAAUGACGAGAUCAUUCAUAC